GGAAUCUUGAAACCUGCUCUUCUCAGUCAUAGACCUGUUUUAAGAAAAUAUAGACAAGAUGGGAAUCUACAAGGGCCCGGUGACUUCGUUCAAGAAGAUCACCAAACUGAUCGUCACGGCCCUUCUUUCCAAUGGAAAAACAAUCCAAGACUACCGUCUCAUGGAUUCGGCAAAAGUCAAUACCAUUGACCGCUACCACGAUGGCGCCAGAUUCCCUAGAGGCAUCGGCACCAACCAGAGCAGCUCUCCAGAUGACUACAGGACCGUAUUCAACGCCUGGGAGGUGAACAGCGCCAUGAAGGGUCUCGAGAGGGAAUACGGCGUCCAGCUCACUCAAGCGCCCUUCGAUACCUAUUGGAAACAAAAGUCCACUGUUGCCUUCCUCCCCGUCCCCGACGGUGUCAGCCGUGUGGAGCGCAAACACUACCGCGUCUACCUCACCGCCGGCGUCCAGGCUCGCGAGCGCGGCGGCCCGGACAGUCUUCUUUACUUCAUCUCUGACCUCCUCUGGGCCGACAAGCACAAGGCCAUGCUCGUCUACAACACAACCACCGUCUUUACACUCGCGCAAGUCCGACAAGUACUGUCUCUCGGCAUCGUCAUCUUCCCCCUGGUCAACCCAGACGGCAAACUCUGGGACGAGCGCUGGAACAAUUGUUGGGGCAACAACAUCAACCCUACGUCCCGCCCCUCUGAGAAUGGCAUCGACGGCAUCGGCGUCAAUAUUGACCGCAAUUUCAACUUCACUUGGGACUAUCGCAAGAUCUACAAUCAGCAGGCUCUCGACGUCGCCUCCGACAAGCCCGAACAUGAGCUCUUUCACGGCCCCGCACCCUUCUCCGAAGCCGAGUCGCGGAACAUGGCGUGGGUCAUUGACCAGUACCCAUCCAUUAAAUGGUAUCUCGACGUCCACACAAAGAACCGCAUCGUGAGCCACGCGUGGUCGGACACUCCGAUCCAGACCACCAACCCCGAGAUGAACUUCCGCAACCAGAGCUACGACGGCAAGCGCGGUGAUGCGAACACACAGUAUGGCGAGUACAUGACCCCUAAAGACCACGACAUCUACAAGGAUAUCUCCAACAACAUGGCCGAGCAAAUGGAAAAGGUCUCUGGCGAGCCUUUUUACAGCAUCGACAAGCUCCGCAAGAAAGGACGGGUCUUCCAAGGCUCUUCUGGGACUGCCAUCGACUGGGCAUAUAGCAGACAUGUCGUGAGCGAGGCGGCCACCAAGGUCAUGAGCUUCAAGCUCAAGUUUGGCAUUUCGGAGGAGGAGGCGGCAGAAACUGGGCAGAAGGGCGGGUGCCAGUACUAUCCGUCGCGCAAGAUAUACAAAAGGGGUAUCUCGGAGAGUGCUGUGGGAUACAUGACCUUCCUUCUCAACGUCGCCAAGUAUGAGAAUAUGAAGGGUCCUUGGCCUUGAACUGAACAUCGUGGAC
This is a messenger RNA of Colletotrichum scovillei, 1439 nucleotides long. Its product is annotated as carboxypeptidase A. The coding region runs from base 59 to 1423 and encodes 454 amino acids. Gene Ontology annotation, biological process: proteolysis. Gene Ontology annotation, molecular function: zinc ion binding; metallocarboxypeptidase activity. The record is from RefSeq and is a predicted model, not a curated record. Lineage: Eukaryota; Fungi; Ascomycota; Sordariomycetes; Glomerellales; Glomerellaceae. The transcript has a single exon.